UGUUAGAAGAACCAACCAAAAGGAAAUAUGGGAUAACGCUAUCAGGAGGGAGAGAGUACAGUAAAAACUCCCAUUAUUGGGUGGCAAUUCUCCCAUAUAUAUUGACCCUUCUCACGUUUUUUCUCUGUCAGCUCGUGCAAGUCGAACAAAGUGGAAGAGCAAUGGAGUUGGGCAGUGCUCUUAGCUUCUUGGAAGAUAGAGCAAUUCUGGUCACGGGUGCCACCGGCUUCUUGGCAAAGAUUUUUGUGGAGAAAAUACUUAGACUUCAGCCAAAUGUGAAGACCUUGUUUCUUCUCCUAAGGGCUGAAGACACAAUGGCGGCAGUACAACGUUUCACCACUGAGGUAUUGGGAAAAGACUUGUUCAAAGUUGUGAAGGAAAAGUACGGGGAGAAGUGGGAUGGGUUGAUAUCGGACCGGGUUAGUGUUGUGGCUGGAGAUAUCACGUGCGAGAAUUUGGGCGUGAAGGACUCGAGUUUCCUAGACCGGUUAUGGACGGAAGUCGAUGUUGUAGUUAACAUGGCUGCAACCACCGAUUUUGAUGACCGCUAUGAUGUGUCCUUCAAGAUUAAUACGAUGGGCCCUAAGCAUGUGCUAGACUUCGCCAGAAAGUGCCAAAAGUUGAGAGUUCUUCUUCACGUAUCAACCGCAUAUGUAUGCGGUGAAAAGCAAGGGCUCAUACUAGAAAGGCCAUACAAAAUGGGGGAAACAUUGAACGGAACAUGUGGGCUUGACAUUGAUAGAGAGAAAAGGAUAAUCAAUGAAACUUUAAAAAUGCUCCGAGCUGAAAAUGCUUCUCAGCAAUCCAUCACCUUAGCCAUGAAAGACAUUGGAAUCCAAAGAGCAAAGGCAUAUGGAUGGCCAAACACUUAUGUAUUUACAAAGGCAAUGGGGGAGAUGCUUUUAGGUGAAUUGAGAGACAGUGUGCCUCUUGUCAUUAUACGUCCGACCAUUAUAACAAGUACUUACAAGGAACCAUUCCCCGGUUGGGUUGAAGGUGUGAGAACUAUCGAUAGCUUAGCAGUUGCUUAUGGUAAGGGAAAACUAACAUGCUUCCUUGGUGACCCUAAGACCAUAGUAGAUGUGAUACCGGCUGAUAUGGUGGUAAACGCCAUGAUAGUAGCCAUGGUGGGACAUGCAAAUCAACAAGGAACUGAAAGCAUAUACCAUAUAGGGUCGUCAGUUUCGAACCCAAUGAGGUACAAAUUGUUGCAAGACUUGGGGUACCGCUACUUCACCAAACAUCCAUGCAUAGGUAAGGAUGGAAAACCCAUUCUUGUUGGAGAGGUGACUGUGCUAGGCAGCAUGGAUAGCUUCCGCAGAUACAUGGCCAUUCAUUAUCUCAUCCCUUUAAAGGGUUUGGAGAUUGUAAAUAUUGCAUGUUGUCAGUACUUCCAUAGUAUGUACAAUGAGAUGCACAGAAAAAUCAAGACAGUGAUGAGGCUAGUAGAUCUGUACCAGCCAUACUUAUUCUUCAAGGGAGUAUAUGAUGAUAUUAACACUGAAAAAUUGCGAAGAGCGGCCAAAGAAGGGGGCACUGAAACAGAUGUGUUUUACUUCGACCCUAAAGUAGUCAACUGGGAUGAUUAUUUCAUCAAGACUCACAUCCCUGGAUUAAUGAAAUACGUUUUCAAUCGUAAAUAAAUGUGUUUGUAUAAUUCUUAUCAUCACAUUUGUAAGAUGAUAAUUUCUCCUUAUUAUAUUAUGAUGUACUGAUGUAGCCUGCAAGUAAAGCUAUCCUUUUUUCUUGUAUCAAUAACUUAUUAGGUGUGUUAACUUUCCUCAAGGAUUAAUUUGGUUGCAUGCAUUCAUAUACUCGAUAUAUUCAGAGC
Molecule: messenger RNA, 1831 nt
Organism: Cuscuta europaea
Lineage: Eukaryota; Viridiplantae; Streptophyta; Magnoliopsida; Solanales; Convolvulaceae
Source: the annotation of a GenBank genome assembly